AUGGUGGUUUUAGAGAUGCAUGGGUUUGAGGUAAUCUUGGGGAUGGACUUGCUAAUUGCCCACUACACCAGCAUUGACUGCAAUCAGAGAAAGGUGAGGAGAUUGCUGCUAGAAGGCUAUCAGGGAUUUUUGGCCUAUGUCAAGGCGGUAUCAGAAAGAGAGUUGAGGAUAGAGGAUAUCCCAAUAGUAAGGGAUUUUCCUGAUGUGUUUCCCGAGGAUUUUUCGAAACUACCUCUUGGUCGUGAGGUAGAGUUUGUUAUUGAUCUGAUUCUGGGGACAGUGUCAAUUUUGAAGGCACCAUACAAAAUGACACCGGAAGAACUAAAAGAAUUAAAGGAACAGUUACAGGAACUGUUAGAUAAGGCAUUUAUUCGCCCAGUGUGUCGCCCUAGGGAGCGCCAUUAUUUUUUGUGA
Molecule: messenger RNA, 414 nt
Organism: Malania oleifera
Lineage: Eukaryota; Viridiplantae; Streptophyta; Magnoliopsida; Santalales; Ximeniaceae
Exons: 2
Coding region: 1-414 (137 amino acids)
Source: RefSeq, a predicted model, not a curated record